Messenger RNA from Bactrocera oleae (olive fruit fly), 2826 nucleotides. NCBI's taxonomy places the organism in Eukaryota, Metazoa, Arthropoda, Insecta, Diptera, Tephritidae. The record is from RefSeq and is a predicted model, not a curated record.
AUGCAAGUUGAAUCAUUUUUCUUUCAAAUUCAGUCACAAAUAAUUAACCGGCUUUUGAACAUAGCACAUUUCAAUAACUGAUAGAAGUUUUCUCAUUUCGUUAUUCUAGUAGUUUAAUUUUUCGGCUAAUGGCAUAAAUAUUUUUCUUUUAUAUAGCAAGUGCUAUUAUAUCGCUUUACUAAUACGACCCUAUCGCCUUUUAGCUGCACGCCCCUAACUGCAUUAAGCGAUGACGAAGGCGAAAUAGUUGUAAUAAAACAAUCUUUAACAAACGUGCACUUUCAAUUUAUUUGUACGCCUUACUUUUGAUUUAUUAUUUCAAACUGGUGACCGCAAUGUUAACAAAUACGUCUUGAAUUAAGAUUUAUAGAUUACAGCAUCGAAGUAGGCGACACCGAUCGCGACUUUGACACGACGGCUUAUUUAACAAUAAUUUCAAUUUCUUUCUGUGACUCUGGCCUAUUCGGUCAAAAUGGGCGUAGCAAAACCACUUUUCUUAUAGCUUAUAUAUUCGUGUAUAAUUGAUUAUUUAAUUCACUUUAAACUCCAUUAAAGAUUCAGUUUUCUCUGAUUUUCGCUUUUCCUCAGCAGUGCUGCCAUUCAACGAAUAUUAGCAACUCUUGACAAAGGAGGACAAGUCACAAUAGACCGGCGCCUAAAUGAUGCCCAACUUUUGUUUUGUACAUUCGGCUUUUGUGUUUGGUGUGGAGUCUCACAUUUCACAAAGCAACAUAAAUGGCGCUUUGGUACCACCAGCUGCUCUUCUCACCAUUCUUCAAAAAGGUUUAAUGUAUACAGAAGUUGAAUGGAGCGUUGGGGAGGAUGGUGAAGCUGGUCGUUCAGUUGAAGGAUUAAGUUUAAUUGAUGCCGUUAUGCCCGAAGUAAAGCCACCAAAACCAACACCAGUAAAAUCGGAGCCUGGCAAAGCUAGUGCAGACAGCAAUAGCGCAGCUGCAUCGUCAACAACCACAGGUGGUGUCGUAAAAUCGGAAGUAAAAUCCGAGGGCAGUACUCCUGGAGCUACGACAAACAAUGAACAACAGGCGGGAGGAGCUCCUGCAUCUGCUGAUUCUAAUGAAACUGAUGGCAAUACUAAUUCAGCUGCAAAUAGCGCAACAUCUGGUGCACCAUCCGUUGGAACUGCUAAUUCUACUGCUGGAACAACUAGUGACACACCUUCAACGGGAAAUAAAAAGGUCAACCCCUCGGAAGCAACAUCUGGCACCUCUUUAGCCACAAAUGAUCUUACAACAAAUACAAAUGUCAAUAACGGCAUUAACGCAGGCACUAACGCUAAUGUCAAUGAACCAACAACAACCACAAAUGCAGUAGUAACUGGUUCAGCAACUGGAACAAAUAUUUCAGGUGCCUGUACCACAACUACCUCUACCGGCAGCACUGCUAAUAAUAACAAUGCUGCAGGCAACUCUGAUAUUUUGGCCCAAAUACAAUUGGGUAAUACUGCUUCAACAACAGGAACAGAGCCAAUGGAUAUCGAUCAAGGUAUUGAGAUACCUGCCUCUAAGGCAACAGUUCUCCGUGGACAUGAGAGCGAAGUAUUCAUAUGUGCUUGGAACCCUAGUAGAGACCUUCUAGCAAGUGGUUCUGGUGAUAGCACUGCACGCAUAUGGGAUAUGUCUGAUGCAACCAGUAGCCCUAAUCAAUUAGUUUUACGCCAUUGCAUUCAAAAGGGAGGCGCCGAAGUUCCGAGCAACAAAGACGUUACAUCGUUAGAUUGGAAUUGCGAUGGUACCUUGCUAGCUACAGGGAGUUAUGAUGGCUACGCACGCAUAUGGAAAACCGAUGGUCGCUUGGCAUCAACUCUGGGUCAACAUAAGGGUCCAAUAUUUGCAUUAAAAUGGAAUAAACGGGGUAAUUAUAUACUAUCGGCAGGUGUUGACAAGACCACUAUAAUCUGGGAUGCUUCAACCGGACAAUGUAACCAACAAUUUUCUUUCCACAAUGCACCUGCACUGGAUGUCGAUUGGCAAACAAACGUAUCAUUCGCCUCAUGCAGUACUGAUCAACGUAUCCAUGUGUGUCGCCUUGGCUCAGAUAUGCCCAUUAAAACAUUUAAAGGUCAUACUAAUGAGGUGAACGCCAUAAAAUGGUGCCCACAAGGUCAAUUGCUUGCUUCCUGCUCGGACGAUAUGACACUGAAAAUUUGGAGUAUGAAGCAAGACAAAUGUUGUCAUGAUUUACAAGCACAUUCUAAGGAAAUCUAUACAAUCAAAUGGUCUCCCACUGGACCCGGAACACAAAAUCCUAACACGAAUCUAAUACUUGCUUCCGCGUCAUUUGACUCCACUGUACGUCUAUGGGAUGUUGAGCGUGGCACAUGCAUUCAUACUCUUACGAAACAUACAGAGCCUGUUUAUUCGGUAGCAUUUAGUCCAGACGGUAAAUAUUUAGCGUCGGGAAGUUUUGAUAAAUGUGUACAUAUUUGGAGUACUCAGUCUGGACAGUUAGUACACAGUUACAAAGGCACAGGUGGUAUUUUUGAGGUCUGUUGGAAUUCCAAGGGCACUAAAGUGGGUGCCAGCGCUUCGGAUGGCAGCGUUUUUGUGUUGGAUUUAAGAAAAAUCUAAAAUAUAGUUUAACUAUUCUCUAAUAUAUGAGCAAUUAUUAUAAGAAGGAAUUCGAACAUUUUAUGUUGAAAGAACAAAUCAUAAAACGCAAAACAUUAGUUAUAAGCUUUGAUGUAGAUUUCAAAGUACAAUAUUUAGUAUAUUUCAAUAAUUUUGUAAGAUAAUAUGAUGAUAUGGUCAAUCUGUUUUGAGUUUUGUUUACUAUGCUUCGCUCAAUAAAUAUUUGUAAUCAUCAAUU